AAUGAGUGGUUGUAUUGAAUGUGUCAAGGCAAUUCCUGUUUUCUCUGCAUGCGAAAUUCAAGAAGGAGACCAUAUCGUUUUUGCUGGUACAGUGUACGAUCAUCAUGCAAUUGUAGAGUCUAAACUUCCUGACAAACGGUUUGAAAUAAUAGAAGCAUCAAAUACAUUUUUUGGAGUAGUAACAGGUGUCUUUUUUGGCAAAAAAGCUAUCAUCGGUAAAUCAACCAGAUUGUUUAACUUUGCAACACAAAAUAUUCGUGUCAUAGCUUACAGAGUAAGGCCAUUCACGCGGAAAGAAACUGUACAACGAGCAAGGAAUUUUGUUGAAGGUGAUGGGACGAGUGGAAAGUACGAUUAUGACCUCUUAGAUAAUAAUUGCGAACAUUUUGCCACAUAUUGCGUUACAGGAAGAAAAUUCAGUAUUCAAGUAACAAAAUUCAGAUUAACCAGUAGUUUGUUUUGGAAAAGUGGAUUUAUUGGGAUAAGUGAUGAAUCGAUCAGGAAUGAAAAGCAACAUGAACACGGAAUAAUAUGUAAACAGUGUUUUGAAAUCAACAAACUAUUAUUUGACGUAAAUUUUAUGCCAAUAAAAAAGGCAGCAGAUGUUCAAAGGGGAAACAUCAUAAGGUACAGUUACUGGAACUUGUGGCAUGAUGCUGUCAUCUUAGACAUAAAAGAUGUCAAUGAAUCUCAUGUUACAUGCUACAUUGCACAUUAUGCGUUUUGUGGCAUUUUAUCGCAUAGGACAAUUAUACGAGACGAAUUGAGAGUCUAUUUUGAUGGCAGCUUCAAGUUAUUGGAAUAUGGUCCACCAGACUAUAAUGUUUACGACAUCGAGAAUGUCAUUGAAAGGGCAUCGGGACGACUAGGUGAACAACAGUUUAUGCUCUUUUCUAAUGAUUCCAGUCAUUUCUCGCGUUGGUGUAAACUAAAACGGGAAAAGGCAACAUACGAUGACAGGUUGUAACAUUUAAGACUAUUCGAUAUUGAUGUUGUGAAGUUUCAGUUAUUUUUCAUUCUUUGAACGACAUAUGUACACAGAGUAGUUAUCUUUCAAAGAUAUUUAUACUAUGGAUUCAUUUAUUACGUGGGUACCAAUUAACGUACGUGGAUUGAAACAAAGAAAUGGGUUUUCGUGGAUACUUGAUUUCACCGUUUAGCAAAAGUGUGUAUACAAUCUUUUCGGAAAUUUUUCUUCGUUGAAUACAAACAUUCUUGGUUUGCCUAUUCUUAUGAAAUCCACAAAAUUUGGAACUCUACGAAAAGUAAUUUAAAAGUCACAGUAUAAUGAUUUGGAUUGAUUUUUUUUUCUGACUCACUCCAAUAUUAAACUUUAAUCAAUAUUCGCGUUUGACUUUACUGUUGGUCGUUUGUUUAGUACAUCAGCUAUUCAUUGUUUCAAAUAUGUUUUGGAUUUUUAAAUAUUUUGGCCUCAACUGAGUCAAGCAUCACUGAAGAGACGAUUACUGCGAAAUAUGUAUCGGGUGUAGUAAAAUUGGUUCUGUUUAUCCCUAAUAUAUUAGAUUGGGUUUGGCGUAUUCUUUUGCUGAUUUGCUGAAGUAAUAAUGCGAAAUGCAUUAUUCUAUCUCUCAUCUAUGGAAUAUAAUUUGUAUAGGGAUCCUCCCUCCUGUUGAAUAUAGGGAAAGCAUCAUCCAAUUUUAUUUCAGUUAAUUAAUAUUUGUCACCACGUUUAUUGUUAUUUCGAAUGAUACUUUAUAUUAUUUGUUUCAAUAUGAAGUUGCCUUAAUUAUUCGAAAUGUUUUCAAUAUUGCAACAAAA
Molecule: messenger RNA, 1779 nt
Organism: Mytilus californianus (California mussel)
Lineage: Eukaryota; Metazoa; Mollusca; Bivalvia; Mytilida; Mytilidae
Exons: 1
Coding region: 2-967 (321 amino acids)
Biological process (GO): N-acylphosphatidylethanolamine metabolic process
Cellular component (GO): cytoplasm
Molecular function (GO): A2-type glycerophospholipase activity; glycerophospholipid phospholipase A1 activity
Source: RefSeq, a predicted model, not a curated record